GUGUCACACAGUGCUUCUCCUCAGACGCCAAUCUACUGCGCUUUCUACUCAACCGUUUAGCUGCUAAAGAGUGUGGUAAAAUCCGCAGAACAUUUGCUGCCGCUGUUGCUAAAAAUAUUCAGAUGUUAUUGUCAUCUGGGUGUUCUGCUGGCUCCAUCUUGCUUGAAAUUUAAUGAGUGGUCGUGGCUCUGCUCUGAAUGUCGGACGGUGGCCUGAAGAGCGCGCGGCGCGGCGGAUCCCGUCAGGGUAUUGCGCGCCCGUUGUCGGAGCUAACGGCGCAAAGCGCGCGGGAUCAACGAAAUGAUGACGCCUGCUCUGUGAACAGGAGCUCAGAUAUCUUAGAGGAUGCGACAACGACAAUCUACGCAGAGUCUGAUACAACUAGUGUACCAAGCAGACAUUGUCGUUCAGAGAGCUUUAUCUCUGGCAGCUUACUGAGAUUGUCCUACGAAACCAUGAGCCAGCAUCAUAAGGAGAACAAAUGGCCGGAGCUUUUGAAGCGGCUGUGUGCACAUAUGAGCCCUGAUCCAGAAACUGCUGAUAAACGGUAUCAAGUGGCUCAAAAGCUGCUUAAAGGAAGAAAAUCGACGGGAUUUGACAAUACAUACAUAGAUGAAAACCUCUACAUCGAGAAGAUCAGAGAGCAUUUGCGUAGGUCGAAGAAUUCGGGGGCUGCGGACAAAUUCCUUACUCUAAGCGGCCGUCUGUCGCUGCUAAGUAGUUCCAAAAAGGACUAUAUUUUCUAUCGAACGGCACUGUAUUCGUUUCUAUUGGCACUAGGAAGUGGUAUUGAUGAUACGAGUGCUUCUUUUGUUGUUCCUGCAGCAGCUCAGACUGAAAAACUCAACGAGCUACUUAAUCGGCGUAGAGUUUCCCGCCCAGUGAGUCGCCCCCUCUCAACACCGUGUGCUCUGCCAUAUCGCAAUGGUCAGCAAAAUGUGUCCGUUGCACCACUAUUGGAUGACGGCCAACGCGACAAAAGCGUCAUUCGAAAUAUUCUUAAUCUACUCGUUGCUCGAGGACCUGAACAGAUUCUCAAGAUGAAGGAAGAAGCAUGCCGCGAAGCGACAGGUUUUCAGUAUUACAGUGAGUUGCAUUGCCGAAUUGCUGCGGCGGAAGAGGUCGCAAACAAUCUGGUUCAACUAACACAGUUUCAGCUACAUUCUGCCAAGAGUAGAUCAUUAGUUGUGCAGCGGCUUGCUGAAGCUCUCGAUAAUCAAAUCAUACGACACAAACAUCUGGUGGCCCUCCUCGAGCAAAUGAAUACUCAGGGUAAGUUGAGCCUGGCUCGUCUCGACUACCUCUGCCUCCAACCAGAUAAUCUGAUUUAUCUUCUUUCGGAUGUGUGUAACUCAUUCAUCCAGAGAGCGAAUAUUCUCAGUGGAAACCAAGUGUUAGACGCCUUAUAUGUACAGGCGGCAUGUUCGCCCCAAGCAAGUUCGCAAUAUGAAAUAGCCAACGCCUUGUUACGGCACUGUCUACAGCCCUGGCUGGCAAUGCUGCGAGCAUGGAUGCUACGGGGCCAGCUAGCAAACACGAAGUGGGACCUCUUCGUACAUGACGUCGGACGGGACGGCGUAUCGAAUCUGUGGUACGAUAAGUUCACAAUUCAGAAAGACCACGUUCCUGCAUUUCUGAAUGAAGAUGACACUCGAAAGAUUCUAUCCGUGGGUAAGGCGAUGGUAUUUUUAAAAGAGGCGGACGACGUUCACCGAGUGGCUGAAAUACAACGACAGCUUGCCCACGUUAUGGGUGUUGAGGAUAAGUCCAGUGCCGUAGAGUUCAGGACUGAAGCUGGCGAUGUGGAUCAGGAAUGCUCUGCUAAAAGAAUAGAACCUAAUAUGGAUCCGCGGGGGUUUCUGCGUUUUGCUUAUAAGCUAGCUAUGCAGCGAAUGAAGACCGUUAUACUUGAAAAAUUUCAUCUCAAGACCCACCUACUUCUCAUUCGUAAUGUUGUACUACUCUAUGACGGCGUUUUCAGUAAAGCCUUGCUAAGUAACCUCAGCGACGAACUAAGUGAAAGUUCUGGGGGAACGUUGACUGAGGUGGAACGAUCUGAAGUUAUUCGUAUGGUAUACCGUUUGCUACCUGAAUUGCCCGAGGUGGAAGCUUCCGCAUUUAUUGGUGUUCACUUUGAUGGAGGCUCUGGCGGCCCGAUCACCCUUGAAAGCUUUGGACUGAAGUACAAAUUACGGGAGCCUUUGUCAUACGUGCUCCAGAACAAGUCGUUCGUUUUCUAUAAUCGGAUCUUUGCGCAUCUGUUUCGAGUUCGAAAAUUUUCGUUUCUAUUUACCGAACUAAGCGCUGAGCUACAAAUGGUUCGACCAAAGACCAACCAGGAAUCCAACGUUUUAAGUCAGUGCCGUUUGUUGCUGCACGAAGUCAUGAAUUUCGUUCUCAACUUGGAGUCAUACCAGUUCGCUCAUGUCGUGACGACUGCUUGGGGCGAACUUGAACGACGGAUCGAUGCAAUGACAUCAGUGGACGAUCUCAGUGACGCACACAAUGCGUUUGUCGAAAACCUUCUCAGAGGUCUUUUUUUGGAAGGAGAAGAUACGGCAGGAAAUCACCUUAGGUCCCUAUUCAUACAAAUGGACAAGAUCCAUAGCUUUGUUCGAGGAGUACUUGUCAAAUUUCAAGUAGGCUCAGGCGGACAAUGUGACAUUAAAUGCGAUUACAUCAACAGAUAUAGAAAUACAAUGCUUGAGUUUCUGCGUAUCCUGAGUGAGCACGAGGAUGAUAAAAUGGUGCAAUUUCUAUGGAUGAACUUUGACUUCAAUCUGUUCUAUUCGGACAAACAUUACGCGCUGAUUAUGUCGGUUACCGCAGGUCACCGCAAAAUGCUCAAGACAAAUAAGAGUGUUAUCAUGAGCUCGAUGAGCGCGAGCGAUAUUGGAAAAGCUGUAUGAGCCGAAUAGGAUCGUUUAGUGAACUCUCCUUCUCUGUUCAGCGAAAAUUCAUCUUUGUUGACGUCCAGAAUUAUUAUUUUUCAUCACCAUAAAUAUUGUUGUCAAGAACCUGCUUGGAAUAGCCAUUUAUGGAAUGGCAUUCUCAAUACAAAGUGUUAUAAGAUCAACGUAAUCACAAAUGGUCGCUUACAUUUUUAAUUAUGCACAGAAGUUAUUCCAUAUGAGAUAAAAAUACUUGUUUGAAACUUUUGGCGGGAGAUCCCUUUCGUAGCCCAUGAGGAGUACGGACUGGAAAAUAACUGCCGCCCGCGAGGACUGAGGGGUAACUAUCAGAUGACAGAUUGGUGAAUAAGCUUAUCAAAACGUACAGGAAAAAUACCAGAGAAGUAUGAAAACAUAGUUCGAAUCUAGUUUGACAUAAUUCAUAGGUUGCCAUUAAUUGUUUCGACAAUACGAAAUAAGCAUUCACUGGUAAUUGCAUGAAUAGUGAUAAGCAGCAGACAUAUCUUAACAUGUAAAAAUUUGCUUUGUUUAUCAUUCGAUUAUGAUAACGUUUCGGCUUAUUGCACAUCUUUACGUGAUUUGUUUGGUUGUAUAAAUUUGCUAUUAUUUUUUAUAUCAAUAUGAUUAUGGCGAAUAAAUGAGUAUAUGUGAAUACACUGCUCUGCGGUUUUCUUCACUAGAAGAUGUUCAGCACAAAUGGCGUUCGUCAUGACGACGACUAUCAAUUUAGAUCAGCAAUACAUAGAUGUGAGAUGUGGCGUAAUUUACCUUGCUAGUGUACACAUACACCUUAAUAAAAAUGAAAGUAUAUAAAAUAU
This is a messenger RNA of Varroa destructor (honeybee mite), 3730 nucleotides long. RefSeq names its product gamma-tubulin complex component 3-like. The record is from RefSeq and is a predicted model, not a curated record. Lineage: Eukaryota; Metazoa; Arthropoda; Arachnida; Mesostigmata; Varroidae. Gene Ontology annotation, cellular component: microtubule organizing center; spindle pole; gamma-tubulin complex. Gene Ontology annotation, molecular function: microtubule minus-end binding; gamma-tubulin binding. Gene Ontology annotation, biological process: spindle assembly; cytoplasmic microtubule organization; meiotic cell cycle.